Molecule: messenger RNA, 933 nt
Organism: Penicillium nucicola
Lineage: Eukaryota; Fungi; Ascomycota; Eurotiomycetes; Eurotiales; Aspergillaceae
Exons: 1
Coding region: 1-933 (310 amino acids)
Biological process (GO): fatty acid metabolic process
Cellular component (GO): membrane
Molecular function (GO): glycerophospholipase activity
Source: RefSeq, a predicted model, not a curated record
AUGGCCUUGGUUUGUUCCCAGAUAGGAUAUGCUGAUCUUCUCUGGUUCUUACGUAGCAUUGCCACAAGCUGUGCUGCCCCCUUGGUCUUUGAGCCAGUGAACGGACUUCAGGAUGGGGCUUUUGCUGCUAAUUGCCCUGCUUGGGUGGCAAUGAUGGAGCUGAAUGAGCUUUCUAUGCUAGGCAGCCGUCUACUUGAUUAUUCGGUAAGCUUUGGGACUGGUCGGUUUCUGUGCCCGGACAAAAGCCGUUCGCGGAGAUGGAUAAAGCAUCUCGUUCCAGAAUGGGUUUCGAGAUUAGGCUGUGGUUUGGGCAGUGUAGUGGACGCCGAUUCUAUGUAUGGAAAAUUUUCCAGUGCCCUCAAUCGAGCCGAAAGGGAUGGUAAACAUUAUCGCGUGGAGCCGUCGUUGAGAAAACCGCCAAUUGCACUGGAUGACGCAGCCUUCCUUGCAGAUCUCAUCACGGAGACAGAACAAUACAUGGAGUCCCCUCAAGUCCAGCAAAGCAUUUCUCACUUACAGCUUGCAAUGCUUGCGUCUUGUUUCUAUGCUGCUUUGCUGUCACCGCCAACCUUUAACUCCAAUGUAGGACAAUACUGCGUCCAACUAGCAGUUCUGUCCCGAUGGCCCGAAGAUGGGGACAUAUGUCAGUCACUCGGUGAGAAACUAGAACAUGCAUCUUUUGUUAUGGGUACCCUGACGCGCCCGUACACGAUCCCUUUGUACUGUACGAUUUACGUGAGCUCUCUAGAUACGCCUAUUGACAUAGGUCUCACUGUUGACGGAAUAACAUCGCACCCUAUCAGCGGGGCCCCGUUGUCUCUGAUGCAAUUGAUGUACCUGCAACAUCCGCCAUUCUGGUCUCACUCUACUGCUCGUAAGCGGGACGGCUCUCAUUUGGCCGAUAGUUGCAAUAAACGUCGCCGUACUACCUAA